Messenger RNA from Drosophila elegans, 6547 nucleotides. Its product is annotated as myosin-VIIa. The record is from RefSeq and is a predicted model, not a curated record. Lineage: Eukaryota; Metazoa; Arthropoda; Insecta; Diptera; Drosophilidae. The transcript has 10 exons. Gene Ontology annotation, molecular function: ATP binding; cytoskeletal motor activity; protein binding. Bases 179 to 6547 code for a protein of 2122 amino acids. Gene Ontology annotation, cellular component: cytoskeleton; myosin complex.
UCAGACGUUUGCGAGACUCCGAACCGAACAGAACUACAGAGAACUUCGAUUAAAAACGGCUGUGGCAACAGAACCGAAAUCUUUGGGCAAAUAUUUGCCAAUUAAGUACCGUCGACGGCGCGUGUGUCUGUGAAGUGGGGUGAAGUGAAAUAAUUGGCCAAGCCGAAAAAAACCAGUCAUGUCCGAAUUUGUGCGGCAACAUGGCGAGUAUGUGUGGGUGAAGCCGCAGAAUACUACCAGUGAAUUCGCCGUACCUUUUGGGGCUCGGAUAGUGAGAACGGAAAAAACGCAGACCUUGGUUUGCGACGACCGGAACAAACAGUUCUGGGUGCCAGCGGGGGAUGUCCUGAAGGCCAUGCAUAUUACAUCGCAGGAGGAUGUGGAGGACAUGAUCACAUUGGGGGACUUACAGGAGUAUACUAUUCUAAGGAAUCUGCAGAAUCGCUAUGCCAAGCAGUUAAUUUAUACCUACACCGGUUCUAUGCUGGUAGCCAUCAAUCCCUACCAGAUUCUGCCCAUCUACACGAAUCGCGAGAUUCAGCUGUACAGGAAAAAGACCCUAGCUGAACUGCCUCCUCACAUUUUUGCCAUUAGUGACAAUGCCUUUCAAAGACUGCAAAGACUCAAAGAGAAUCAGUGUGUGGUGAUCAGUGGAGAAUCGGGUGCUGGGAAAACUGAGAGCACCAAGUUGAUACUGCAAUACCUGGCCGCAAUUAGCGGCAAACACUCGUGGAUCGAGCAGCAAAUUAUUGAGGCAAACCCCAUUAUGGAGGCCUUCGGCAAUGCCAAAACUGUGCGCAAUGACAACUCUUCGCGGUUCGGAAAGUAUAUCGAGAUCAGAUUCACACCGGAGGGUGCCAUUCAGGGAGCCAGAAUACAGCAGUAUCUUUUGGAGAAGUCCCGCAUUGUUUUCCAGAGCCGUGAGGAACGCAAUUAUCACAUUUUCUAUUGCAUGCUGGCUGGACUUUCAGCACCAGAAAGAGAGCGUCUGAAGUUGCAGGAGCAAUCGCCCAGUCAGUAUCAUUAUUUGGCCCAAGGAGGAUGCUUCACAUUGCCCGGCAAGGGAGAUGCCAAGGACUUUGCCGACAUACGGGCGGCCAUGAAGGUGCUUUCAUUUAAGCCCGAGGAAGUGUGGAGUAUACUCAGUCUACUGGCGGCUAUUUUGCAUCUGGGUAACCUGAGAUUCACGGCCACGGAGGUGGCCAACUUGGAAGCUGCCGAGAUAGACGACACACCGAAUCUGCAGAGGGUUGCCCAAUUACUGGGAUUACCCGUGCCCCCUCUAAAUGCGGCACUCACCCAAAGGACGAUCUUUGUGCAUGGUGAGCAUGUGACCACCAGUUUGUCCAAGGAGGCGGCUCUCGAAGGGCGCGAUGCCUUUGUGAAGUCGCUCUACGAUGGCAUAUUUGUGCGCAUUGUGCGGAGAAUCAAUGAGACCAUAAACAAGCAAAUAGAUCAGCCCAUGAAUAGCAUUGGGGUUCUGGAUAUAUUCGGCUUCGAGAACUUUGACAAUAACAGCUUUGAGCAACUGUGCAUCAACUAUGCCAAUGAGAAUCUACAGCAGUUUUUCGUGGGACAUAUCUUCAAGAUGGAGCAGGAUGAGUACCAAAACGAGCACAUCAACUGGCAGCACAUUGAGUUCCAGGAUAAUCAGCAAAUUCUGGAUCUGAUUGGCAUGAAACCCAUGAACUUGAUGUCUCUCAUUGAUGAGGAGUCCAAGUUUCCCAAGGGCACUGAUCAAACUCUCCUCGAAAAGCUACAUGUCCAGCAUGGCAAUCGAUCCAUUUAUGUGAAAGGAAAAACCACACAAACGUCUCUUUUCGGCAUUCGUCAUUAUGCCGGCGUGGUUAUGUACAAUCCAUUGGGCUUCCUGGAAAAGAAUCGAGAUUCUUUCAGCAGUGAUCUGAGGACACUGGUUCAGCGAUCUGCUAACAAGUAUUUGGUGGAUAUAUUUCCUCAUGAGAUGCCCAUGGAUACGGCCAAGAAACAGCCCACUUUGUGUGUGAAGUUUAGGAACUCUUUGGACAUGCUGAUGCGCACAUUGUCGCAGGCUCAUCCCUACUUUAUACGAUGCAUUAAGCCAAAUGAAUUUAAGGAGCCAAAGAACUUUGACAAGGAGCUGUGUGUGCGACAGUUGCGCUACUCGGGAAUGAUGGAGACCGCUCGCAUUCGAAGGGCGGGCUACCCGAUUCGCCACGCCUACCGGGCCUUCGUGGAGAGAUACCGCCUCCUGGUGCCACCUGUAGGCCCCCUGGAAAAAUGCGACUGCCGAGCGGUGGCGCGGCAGAUCUGUGAAGUUGCUCUACCCGCCGAUUCCGAUCGUCAGUAUGGAAAAACCAAGCUUUUCCUGAGGGACGACGAUGAUGGCAGUCUAGAACUGCAGCGAUCACAGCUGAUGCUUAAGAGCAUUGUGACCAUACAGCGAGGUAUCAGAAGGGUUCUAUUCCGACGCUAUCUGAAGAGGUAUCGCGAGGCUGUUAUCACUGUGCAGCGAUAUUGGCGGGGUCGCCUGCAGCGUCGUAAGUACCAGAUAAUGCGGCAGGGAUUCCAUCGCCUGGGAGCCUGUAUAGCUGCUCAGCAGUUGACCACCAAGUUCACGAUGGUCAGAUGUCGAACCAUCAAACUCCAGGCUUUGAGUCGGGGCUAUCUGGUGCGCAAAGACUUCCAGGAAAAGUUAGUGGAAAAACGAAAGCAGCAGCAGAUGAAGAAGGAGGAGCUCCUGAAGUUGGCCAAGCUUAAGGAAGCCGAAGAGCUGCUGAGACUACAGCAACUGAAGGAGCAAAAGCUGAAGGAGCAAAAGGAUCUGGAAGACAAGCGAUUGAAGGAGGAGCAGAGACUUCAGGCCGAGGCUGCUGCCCGUAAUGCCUUGGCCAUGGCUGCAGUUCAGCAGCCCAGGAGGGAAAAGUCCUUCAAGCAACAGGCGCCGCUGCCUCCAACCCAACAGGCCCGAAUGUCCCUGCCACCACCACCCACCACGAUAAUCGCAGUCGCCCCAAUGGCCACACGACCCGCCAGUGCCACCAGUAGGAUAAAUGCCGUACCCGAGAGUCCUGGUGGUGCGAUCGAUGUGGAGUCCUCCAAACAGAUGGUAGACGAUGUGUUCCGCUUCCUCAACGACGAACCCGAUGCUGCAUUGAGGAAACUCAAUAAUAUUGCUUCUGGCGAUACUAUACGCCUACCGAAGCCAGUGACCAAUAAUAUCGACACCACCGACUUUAGUUAUUUGAAAUAUGCCUCAACCUACUUUUGUGGAGGCGCCACAGCGCAGCACGAACGAAAACCUCUUAAGCAAUCUUUAUUGAAACAUGAGCUUGCUGUAGAUGAAAUGGCUUCUAAGGCCAUUUGGUUGACCAUUCUCCGAUUCAUGGGUGACUCGCCGGAGAUUGUUCGCUCGCCUACUUUUACCCCAUACGAUAAUGAAAACUUGAUGAGUAAAUUGUCCAGUUUCUUAAACACUUCUGGUUCUUAUAAGCCACGUUUGUUUGUGCGUCAAGCCCAAAGGCGACCACAACAACUUGUGGGAAGAGGUCUUAAAGAAGCCGAAGAAUUCUAUCAACACUGGCUUAACGUUUCCAGUAGUCAUUUAGAUAAAUUGCAUUUCAUCAUAGGGCAUGGAAUACUCAAGGAGAAUUUAAGAGAUGAAAUCCUGGCCCAGAUCUGCAAACAGCUAUAUCUUAACCCCAGUCGCAGCUCCUAUUCCCGCGGAUGGUUGCUCCUUUCGCUUUGCUUGAGCUGCUUUGCACCGAGCACCGACUUUGAGCCCCAUUUGCGAAGUUUCAUGAAGCAGGGAACCGCCCAAUUGCAGGCUACUCCCUGCCUCCAGCGAUUGGAGAGAACUCUGGUCAAUGGGUCCCGCUGUCAGCCACCGUCGCUUUUCGAACUUCAGGCGAUCCGGGAACGUCAGCCCCUCAAGUUGGACAUUCAGCUGAUGGACGGACAGCAGAGGAGGUUGCAGGUGGAUGCGGCAAGUACAUCCCGAGAGGCUGUACAACAACUUUGCCAGGGCUUGGGUCUAACCGAUACCUUUGGCUUUGGCUUGGUAAUGUCACUAAACGGCAAGUUAAUGCCACUGGGAGCUGGUCAGGAGCAUGUUCUGGAUGCCAUUUCGGAGUGUGAGCAACGUCGGCUGGAUGCCCCUUGGAAACUGUACCUCCGCAAGGAGAUAUUUCCCACUUGGUAUGAUCCAUCGAUGGAUCCUAAGGCCACUCACCUGAUAUACAAGCAAAUCCUGAACGGAUUAAAGUGUGGAGAGUAUCGUUGUCGUUCCGAGAAGGACAUUGCUAUGGUGUGUGCCCUGGCCUGUUUUAUUGAGCAUGGACCGGGUGAGAUCGUUCGAUUGAAACCCUCUGAGAUUACUGCGUUUGUGCCCAGGGAUCUCCUGGCUCCAGGCGAUCGAGCCAUCGAAAACUGGAGUCGCCUAAUAGCCGCUACAUACGAAAAGAGCUCAUAUGUUAAGGAAGAAAGCAAUGAUUUACAAUUAGAGGCUCAGAAGAGAGCCAAAGAGGAUAUAUGUCUUUUUGCACAUCUAUCUUGGCCCAUGAGACACUCCCGUCUGUUCGAAGUGGUACGCAAAGAGGGACCAAAACUCCAGAGCGAUGAACUGAUGCUGGGCAUCAAUUCCACUGGCCUUUUCCUUAUCGACGAAACCGAACAGGUGCUGGCCUCCUGUAGUUUCGGCGAGCUACUGAAAGUUAAUUUAGAAGCCAAUGACGAAUUACAUAUUAUGACCUUCGAACAUUGCAAUUUUGUGCUGCAGUGCAGCACAGCUCAAGAUGCCAAGGAGGUGAUAAACUAUAUGCUGGACAAUCUCCGCCAGCGUUCAAGCUAUGGAGUUGCCCUUGACCAGGUCGUGGAGGGAGAUCAAGAUGAUUUCCUAGUCCUAUCCAUCGGUGACCUCAUCGAAUUCGAGGCGGGUGUAACAGGUGCCCAACUUUUAUCUGGCAAUGCCCAAGACACUUACAGAGGCUGUGUUAAUGGCCAUUGGGGUCUCUUUGCUGCUGGGAAUGUUCGCAUUUUGGCCACCCUCACCAAACCCAGUGAUAAGCUACUAGAUAUCUUUAGGGAGGGCAGAUUCAAGGAACCCCCGAAACCAACUCCUCGGGCAAAUCAUUCUCGUCGUCGUCAACAUUACAUCUCUCAGCUGGCUGAGACACAAUUUAGGGAGCCAUUAGACUCAGAUAAGGCUUCCCUCUCGCAGUUUUCUCCUGAACCACUAAAAGCACCUCUGCUUAAGACUGUAGUUAAGGUGCCACCUCUUUUCCAACAAGCUCUGGUUAUUCAUCAUCACAUUCUUAAGUACAUGGGCGAAAUAGCAAGGAGCAAUCUGCCGGUAAACACGGACCUCAUCUUCCAGCCAGCACUACAGCAUCCUCUUCUGUGUGACGAACUCUAUUGCCAGUUGAUGAAGCAGCUGACCGACAAUCCAUCCAGCGAAAGCGAGAAGCGGGGCUGGGACCUGCUAUACUUGGCUACGGGUUUGGUGGCUCCCAGUAUCCUGAUUAUGAGGGAACUCAUCAUCCUGUUGCGCAUGCGUGCCGAUGCUCUAGCAGAUGCCUGCCUCAAACGAUUGAAGCGAUCUUUGGCCCAGGGACAGCGAAAACAAGCACCACAUUUGAUUGAGGUUGAGGGCAUUCAGCAGCGCUGCCUGCACAUCUACCACAAGAUAUAUUUCCCCGAUGACACAGUUGAAGCUUUCGAGAUUGAGUCACACACCCGGGGAGCCGAACUUAUUGCGGAUAUAGUCCAGAGAUUGGAACUCAAGUCGGCCGUGGGCUAUAGUAUUUUUUUGAAGACCGGCGAUAGGGUGUAUGCCAUGCCGGAGGAGGACUUCGUGUUUGAUUUCAUAACUCAACUUAUCUACUGGCUAAAACAGCAGAAGACCCUGCGCUCCAUAUCCGAUGGCCACUACCAGCUGCACUUUAUGAGGAAGUUGUGGUUGAACAACCUUCCAGGAGAUGACCCAAAUGGAGAUUUGAUCUUUAGCUAUCCCCAAGAGCUGCACAAGUACUUGAAGGGCUAUUAUCCCAUCGAUUGCGAGCAGGCCUCGCAUCUGGCAGGUCUUGUGUACAGUGCGGAUCGUGAGGUUAGCUUGCAGCGACUACCGGAAGUGCUGCCACGUUUAAUACCAGAAGAUCUAAUACCUCUUCAAACCGUGGCUGAAUGGAGGCAACAAAUCCUGCCAAAACUCCAUCGCGAUCACUUGGCGGAGGAUCAUGCCAAGUUUUUGUUCCUCCAAGAACUCUGCCAUUUCUCUUGCUUCGGCUCCACUUUCUUCGUGGUGAAACAACAGAACGAGGAUGCCCUCCCCGAAACACUCUUAGUGGCAAUCAACAGCUCUGGAUUUCAUCUGUUGGAUCCACAAACCAAAGAGAUCCUUCGCAGCUACGAGUACUCCCAGUUGGGUAUCUGGAGUUCGGGCAAGAACCACUUCCACAUCCGAUUCGGUAACAUGAUCGGUGCCUCGAAACUGCUGUGCAGCACGACCCAAGGAUACAAGAUGGACGAUUUGCUGGCCUCUUACGUGAGGUAUUUUAAUGAAAACGAGUAA